Acanthaster planci (crown-of-thorns starfish) is the source of this 12155-nucleotide messenger RNA. RefSeq lists its product as uncharacterized. Gene Ontology annotation, molecular function: zinc ion binding; histone H3 acetyltransferase activity; transcription coregulator activity. NCBI's taxonomy places the organism in Eukaryota, Metazoa, Echinodermata, Asteroidea, Valvatida, Acanthasteridae. The record is from RefSeq and is a predicted model, not a curated record. Gene Ontology annotation, biological process: regulation of transcription by RNA polymerase II; nucleosome assembly. Gene Ontology annotation, cellular component: chromatin; nucleosome; MOZ/MORF histone acetyltransferase complex.
UACCCGUACGUCAUGCAUGUACUGUACAUGUAGUACGUGCACGUAACACGGAGUACAAUUUAUUAUUUUAUCAAACUGAACCAAACAUUGCUUUGUUUUUUUCGCUAAGUGGGGGUGAUCCCAAACAUACCUUUGUAGCUUGGGAUGGUUGUUAACUCCAGUAGAGUGCCCACGGCCACGACCGCUUGUGUGUUAACUCCUCCAGAUAAUGAGUAUUUCUAGCGACGUUGACAUGUGAUUUCGUCAGUUCGUUGCAAAUUUGAGCACAUAAUAAACGGACCGUGGUCACGGACAUUGAGGGAAGAAAUGUGCAUUGAUUUUUCCAUGGUGGUGGAGAGCUUCUCGUGUUCUUGUGAACAGUUCCUUCGUACAUUGCAUUUAGUGCAGGCAACUUUUGAAGAAAUAGCCAAGGUUUGCCAACUGAGUCGCAGCAGAAGUUUUCAAGAUCCCUCAGCCUCUGUUUUAUGGUGUGGUCAGGAGUAACAGUGAAUCCCAUCAAGAACCUGUACAUACAUGUAACAACAGGAUUUCUGACUGCACUUUGCAUUAAGCCAUACCACAGUCCUUCGGAAGCCAGUUUGGUUGUACUCUGUUGUUGAGCAUAUGCUGUACAUGUACAUGCAUGUUAGGUAUUCAACCGGCUUUUGCUUGUGUUCAGUGUAGUCUCCAGCUACAGGGUACAAUACUGCUUUUGAUUAAAAACUAAGAAGAAAUGUGAUUGUAAGUCAGUAGCACAGUAACAAACUAUGCACCCCAGCAUUAGCUGCAUGUGACCGCUGGGCAUAAUGGUGAAGGACAGUGACUCUUGCCUCGCCAAUCCCAAGUACACGCAGUGGAUCCUGGAAGCCAUCUCCAAAAUCAAGAAGCAAAAGCAGCGCCCUUCGCAGGAUCGCAUCUGCCAUGUUGUUCAUGCCAACAGGGGACUGAGUGAGGAGCUAGUGCUGGAGCAGCUGGAUCUCAGUGUCAAGGAUGGCAACAUUUCCAAGGUGAUCAACAAAGGUAUCGCAUCCUAUCGCGAUGGGGAUGCCAAGAGCAGCAUGAGGAAGCGCGGCCCCUCAGCUGCUGCCUCCGUUGCUGGCAAGAACUCUAACAUGCUGAAGUUGAUGCAUGAUGCCAUUGUGAAUCUCGGUGAUAGUGGCUCAACUCUCAAGAGCAUUGAGCGGUACAUUCGACAAUCACGUGCAGAUAUAAACCAUGGUGAGCUCACGGCACAAAUAAGGCUUGCUGCCAAAAAAGGUGCCACUAAUGGAAAACUUUUGAAAGAUGGGCGCAUUUACAGAGUACCCAAGACAAUUGGAGGAGGCACCCAUUCAAGAGAUGCAGCAAGUAGCAGUGCAUCAGUAAAGUCAAAGGAUGACCGGCCAGUUGCCCCUCCAAUGGCCGUGUGUGGUUGUUGCCAGGCAACAGCGGACUGUAAUCGGGAGGGCAAGCCAGAACAACUGCUGUCAUGUGUUGAUUGUGGAAACAGUGCACACCCAUCCUGUCUGAAGUACUCAGCAGCACUGACUGAGAGAGUUCGUCAGAUCCACUGGCAGUGUGCCUCUUGUAAAACAUGUGCAAUCUGUGGCAAGCGGGGAGAGCAGGAGCUGAUUUCAUGUGCAUGGUGUGGGCGAGGAUACCACAUGAGCUGUUUCAAACCACAACUCAAAAGAGUACCCAAAGGACCCUGGAAGUGCAAGCCAUGCAAAACUGGCAAGUGGUUAUCGUUGCCAUCUUCUUCAUCCGCAGUCAGCUCUGCCUCUGGUCUGAAGAGAAACUACCAGUCCAAACUGGGUAAAUCCAACAAAUUGAAGAUCCAGUCUGUCAAAUCAGCACCCCGCAGAACAGGCUGUCCAUUUCCAGGGUGCAAUGGAACAGGUAACACCAAUGGCAAAUCCAAGCUUCAUAAGUCGCUUUUUGAGUGCCCAAGAUGCCCCCCAGGUAAGCGACCCCCUAAGCCUGGUAACCGUCGGCUUAGUACCCAUUCCUCGUCAACCUCAACAGGGAAAGGCUGUGCCCAUGCCCCCAAAUCCCCCAAUGAAUCCCCCUUUAUCCCCAACUCCCAAGACCAGGGAGGAUCUAAAGUGUCGGAUUUGUCCAGUACACCACUGCUAGAGCCAGCUCAGCCCCCUACCCUGAAUCUGCCAGACUGCUAUGACCCCAAGUACAAGCCCCGAGGUCUGGUGGACGGACUGAGCCGAUUCUUCACACCAACCAAUCGCAGGAAGUCGAGGAGCUCCUCACAGUCCAGUAUGACCUUCUACCCCCACAGUCCCCCGGCCCGGCCGCGACCAGUGCAGAAAUCAAACAGUGAUCCCACCCCUCCGGCAUCUAGACCUAGUGCUGGAGCCAAACCAGCCGAAGCAGAAACCAAAGAGAAAGUCAGCAGUGCCCCUGAUCAGGACACUUCGCGCAGUGUUGGCAAGCAGAGAUCGAGCCUGCCACUUCUGGUGACCGGCAGCCCCGCUCCGCCGCAGCUUCAGUCACAACAGACAACCCAAGCAGCUGAUGACAAGUCACAUUCAAACUCCUCAUCGCCACACUCGCAGAUCAUGCGCACGGGUAGCUCGCAGCUGAAGAGUCUGUUUGACGGCCUGUCCCACCUGUACGCAGCCCCGACAGAACCUAGGAAGCGGGGACUCUAUGGGUUCCCACCCAUUUACAGCCCUCAGAGGAGACCCCGGAAGACUCCCAGUACCGAGAAGGUCUCUCCAAAUGGGAAUAACAAUAAAAAGGGUGGCUCCUUGAAAUCCAGAGGAGGUCUGUCGGCCAGUGCAUCCAAAAUUGUCAAGAAGGCGCGAGCAAUGGGAUCAAAGAAGACAAGACCUGUGGCUGCUAAGACAGCACCCACCCAGAGGCAAGUAGCCGUUAAGAAACGCCCCGCGAAAUCAGGAACGUCUGCCCCGACGGACAGUGCAGCAUUGUCCAAGCAAUCGACCAGCACCAAGAAGUCCAGUAAGCCGCCAUCUGAGUCCAUACCCUCAACCUCCCUGUCCCCUCCUGCCCCUCAGAAGACUGUCCUCCCUCACGGCGUCACAGAGCGAGAUGUUGAGAUGUUCCGGGCAGCACAGGAGAGAGCCAUGAUGGUAAUUAUGUCAGACUACUACAAACAAGCCACACUGGGUCAGACGAGCAGUGCUGAGCCCCAGCAGAUGGACCAUCAGUCGCGGUCCCCCAGCUGCAUUGAGUUUGGCCGCUAUCACAUACAGACAUGGUACUCGUCGCCCUACCCUCAGGAAUAUGCCAGGUUACCAAAGCUUUUCUUGUGCGAGUUUUGCCUGAAGUAUAUGAAAAGCAGAAGUAUCCUCGUCAGACACUUGGCCAAAUGUGGUUGGUACCAUCCCCCCGCCAAUGAGAUCUACCGGCACAAUGACCUGUCUGUCUUUGAGGUGGACGGUAACGUCAGCAAGAUCUACUGUCAGAACCUCUGUCUGCUGGCCAAGUUGUUCCUAGACCACAAGACUCUCUACUACGAUGUGGAACCAUUUCUCUUCUAUGUCCUGACCAAGAAUGAUUCAAAGGGCUGUCAUAUUGUUGGCUACUUUUCAAAAGAAAAGCACUGUCAGCAGCGUUACAACGUAUCCUGCAUCAUGACGUUACCCAUGUACCAGCGGAAAGGAUAUGGCAGAUUCCUGAUAGAUUUCAGCUACCUGCUGUCUAGACAAGAAGGCCAGCCAGGAACCCCCGAGAAACCCCUGUCAGACCUGGGUCGGGUCAGCUACAACUCCUACUGGCGCAGCGUCAUCCUGGAGUUCCUGGACAAGAACGGGGAGAACAGAAAGAUCACCAUUAAAAGUAUCAGCCGAGCGACCGGCAUGUGUCCGCAUGACAUCGCAGCUACACUGCAGUCACUCAGGAUGAUAGGCAAGAAGGAUGACAGAAUCGUGCUGAAGUUACGUCACAAGUUAAUCAAUGACCACAAGGCCAGAGUGGCCAGGAGUUCCCGUAUUGAGCUGGACGAGGACUGCUUGAGGUGGACACCACUAGUGGUCAGUGGUAUGGCCAUCAUGGAAGAGGAGAAGGAGGUCAAGCGUGAGGUUGCAAUGAUGGGAGCCCUUGUCAACGACAUCGAUGAGGAGAGACGGCGCCUUGACUUCUCUCCAAAGUCAUCGCCGCAGAAAAACUUGAUGAGGACUCCACCACCACCCCUCAAGUCACCCCUCAAGGGCAGCCUGAAUGUGGUUGCACUCAAGACAUCCGACCCCUCUCACUUGAAAUCCACCUUGGCCCUGCCGCCGAAGUCUCCACCGCCAAAGACACCACCCUCAACCAAAUCCAAGUAUAAAAAGGCAUCCAAGUUGAAGGAAGUGAAACACAAGAAGUCGUCGUCCGAUAAAUCCUUGAAGCCGCCGGGCAGCAGUAGCUCACCAAAGAAACUGAAGAAAUCUCAUUCAGAGAAGUCAUCGGAAAAGGACUCAGAAACCUCUGGCAAAUCCACAGCCGAGAAGUCGGUGAAGAAAAAGUCUGCAAAGGUUAAGAUCCGCAAAGUCAAAGCGAAAGGAAAGUCCACCAAGUCCAAGUCCAAAAAUGUCCCCGAAAAAUUACUGUCGGGUCCGAAAGAGCCGGCAGUGGACAAGACCAAAUUGAAGGUGUAUCGGAAGUCACGGUCAAAGUCGCUUCUUAAAGCUCACCAUCGGCGAAAGGGCCAAAAGGAUGACGUGCCUUCUGAGAGUGAUGAAAAGAAGGAUGUCAGUGGCACUAAACCCAAGCCUCUAACCAGGGACAGGACUUCCGCCGAAGGCUUAGCCGACAGUUGUGACAUACCACCACCCGAGCUUACGAAGGAAAAGGUGUAUAUGAGGAGGAAAUAUGGAGGCAAGCGUCGUCGGCAGAUACCAGUGUUGGAGUCCAUCAACAGCGAUCCAUUAACAAGAGAACCGGAGGCUAAGAGAGCGAGAAAGCAUGAAGCAGCAACGAGUGAGACGGAGCCAAGCAAGAAAACCAAAGACACAGCAUUGAUUAAGUCAAAAGUUGAUGGGAGAAAAACCUACAAGAAACGCCAAAAGCGGAAGACAGAACCCUUUGGCAGUUUUGAUUCAGAGGAUGACUUUCUCCUGCCAUCAAGCAGAGCAGCAAGUAAACUCAAGAGUAAUAACAACAAUGAAGAUCUAAAACCCGUCACCAGGAAGUACACCAAGCGCAAUAAGGCUGAAUCAGCAAAGACACCAGUCAAAGGGAGUAAAACACAACAGCCGCUGCCAAAAAACGAUGAGCCCGUGACCCCCACCUCUGGAAAACGUGGGUGGCCUAAGGGGGUCAAGAGGGGCACUUCGGACAAGAGUAGGCCACUCCAGCGACGCAAGAAGAAAAAACGGCGUGGCUGGCCCUGGAAGGGCAAAAAGAGGCGAGCUCCAUCAGUGCCGAGACAUCCCGAAUCGGAUGGAAAUGAUGCUGAUGAUUCUAGCCAGUCUGACCAGGACGAUGAUUGCGAUAGUACUGCAGCAUCCUCCAGGAGCUCUGUGUCAACUGGGGAGUCACUGACGUUAUACAGGCUGCCGCAGUCGUCUGAGCACUGCGAAGACGGCAACUGCACCACCGACGAAGAUGACAACAUUGGGGACUGUGACCAAUUGAAUGGCUGCGAGGAGGCGUUAAGUCCAAGUCCCUGUGAAAAACUCAGAGGGAGAGUGGCACCCAAGGAGGAUAGCUUGGUUGUGAAAGUUACUCCCAUUAUAACACUCAGUGAUUCUGAUUCCGACCUUGACAAAGAUUUACCCUCCAAUCACGUUGGGGAUAGGAUCACAUUGAACCAUACCACCCAGCCAAGUGAUCAUCCUUGCAUGGGUAAAGAGUCGGAUUCAGAUUCGGAUCUGUCUGAGGAGCCGGGCAGCGAAGACCAGCUUGAAAGUAAUACUGUCAAUAAUUUCAAAACUGAGAUGCAGAAGGAUCUGGAAAGUUACCACUCAGGAGACCGGAAAGUUGAUUCUUUUGACAAGAAUGUUGAAGAACCUGUGAUCAGUGUCCUUUCCGACGAAGACAGUGACAACCAGUGUAAAGACAGUGAACCAGAUAAGUUUACAUUGGUGCAAAGCAAUUCUGGAGAUGAACAGCACAACAGUGGUGAAAUGUUGGAAAUCAGUGAACAGGAAAACCAUGGCAGUGAGGAGGAAAAUUUCACCAAGACAUGUGGUGAACCCAGUGAUGAAAGAGUAGUGAGAGACAGUCAAGAGUUUGACCUGACAAGCAAACACGAGCACAGUGAUGUCGAGAACCUUUCAGAAGACGAAGUGUUUAAGAGCAGGGACAUCAUCUUAGAUAAGGAAGAUGCUGUCAACUGCCAAAAGCAGGAUGAGGCCACACUUAUGGAAACAGCAGAAGCUGUGGAAUCGAUCAUGGAUGUGAGCAUGGUUCAGGAUGAGGAGACAGAAGCAGUGAUGCGCUCCUUUGAGCAAUUUGAGGCCGAGAAUCCACUUCCAGAUGAUGAACAUCCCGAGGAAGUGGAUAAAUAUCUUGGUCGUGCUCAGGACGAGGAGCAGACAUUAGCCGAGCACGAAGAGUCUCUUGUGGAGAAAGAACUGCGCCCCGUGGAAGAGAAACAACUUGCAGUUGAAGGACAAGCCGUACAGCAGUGCAACGAGGAGGAUCGUGCAGAAAACUCACAUUCAAGGAUAUCUGCUGAUAAUUCCUUACCGCACGAUUCUCCUGAACCAGCCUCUGUAUUUGCAAAUCUACGGUCACAAGAUUCCAUUGAGCCCCUUGCUGUGCAGGAUCACAGAGAUGAUGGUUCCUCUGAAGCUCAGAAACCUACAGUUUCAGAUUCUGUUGGGGAGCAAGAUAGCAUCAACAGUCAGGAAACUCUGAUGCCGCCAACAGAGCAAAAUGUCGCUGGAAGUCAGGAAACCCACACAAUGACACAAGAAUCCAGUGAAAUAUUGAGUAUGGCAGCUAGGAGUAACGAAACCAAUUUGAGCAGUGAGCCAUCUUAUGGUGGCAUGCCACUUGAGACAGACUGUUCAGCACGUGGACCAUCCACCAUGCAGGAUAAUCUUCAAAGUGAUGCUGUCAUGUCAAGACAGUUGUCCUGCGAGCCGAUGGAACCCCUUCAGCAUGAGCUACCCUCAUGCAGACUGGUUCAGAUGCCAUACCGCAAUUCGUGCAUGCAAAUUGCAGAGAUACCUUGUGAACUAGAACAGAAUGAGAUGAUUGGUGGCAGCGGUGGGAUGGGCAACCAGGUCAUGGCAGCACCUAACAUGGGUGCUUCACAGAUGGCCGGUCAGCCCGGUCUGAAUCAGCAGCCUGUGUGCAGUCCGGGCAUGAGCAGCAAUAGCUCCCAAGUCUGCAGCCCCGGCAUAGUCAGUCAACAGCAGCAGCAAGUCUGCAGUCCAAAUAUGAUAGCCAGCCCUCAGCAGCAGAUGCAGCCCAACAUGAGCCCGCAGAUGCCCAGCCCGCAUCAGGUCAACAGCAUGAAUAGCCCACAGAUGAACGUCAGUCCGCAGAUGUCAUCGGUUAGCCCACAUCCCGUGGGCAACAUGAACAGUCCACAGAUGAACAGCAUGCAAAGUCCGACAGUGUGUAGUCCUGCUGUCAACAGUGCUCAGGUUCUCAGCCCAGCCAUGGGUAACGUUCAGGCAUGCAGUACCAGCAUCACCAACACACAGGUGCGUAGUCCUGUGUUGAAUAACCCCUCCCGAAGCCCAGCAGUUAAUAAUGUGCAGGUGUGUAGCCCAGCUAUGAGCAAUGCUGUUUGCAGCCCGGCUAUGAGUAACUCAGUAUGCAGCCCAGUAAUGGCACCCAGUAAUAGUGUUUGCAGCCCUGGUAUGACCAACACCCAGGUGUGUAGCCCCAACAUGGCUAAUUCACAGAGUGUGCGCAGCAGCCCACAGCUGAACGGUGUUCCCAUCAACAAUCAAGCCUGCAGUCCUCAGAUGGGCAGUCCACAGGUGUGCUCACCGGGAAUGAAUGCACAGCAAGUGCCGUGCAUGCAGGGCAAUGUGGUCAAUUCACCCACACACCGCAACAGCAGCAAAUCCAACAUCAGGUACGGUGCUGGUCAAGCGCCACAGCGACGGAAGGCCACCAGUUGCAACAUAGCCAAGCUGCAGCAGAUGACCAAUGACAUAAUGACCAAUACAUCCAUAGCAGUACCAAGGUCCCCUAAACCAACGGCCAAUCUCACCCCACCCCAGAAUGCUACACCUCCGUUAAUACCCACAACCACUCCACCACCCCCUCUGCUUAAGAGGAAGCGGACACCUCCGACUGCAAACACGCCACCCACGCCAGCGAGAGUGGCUACCGAGAUGCAGCCUCCUCAAGUGGCAGUGUGGCCCCGGAUGCAGCAGCCGCAUCAGCAGCUUCAACAGCAACAGCAGCAGCAACAGCAGCAGCAGCAGCAGAUGCAGUUGCAGCAGAUGAGCAAUCAGAUGGGGGAGCCGAUGGGUGGACACAGAGGUGUGCCGGUGGACAGUCAGAUGCAGCAUCCGAUUCAGAUCCAGCGGUUUGCCUACCCCCAUCACCAGCAGCAGUAUGCGCAACAGUACCAUCACCACCACCAACAACAGCAGCAGCCGCACCACCAGCAGCAGCUGCACCAACUACAGCAUCAGCAGCAUCCACAGAUGUCUAACCAGAACAUGCCCAGUCACCCUGCUCGUCUCGCCACCCCUCCAGCCCACAACAGCCCGGCGACCCAGCACUGCAACAUGCAGCAGCACGUCGUCUGCAAGAACACUUACCCAGCCACCCACCAGAACCCUCCCCUACGGCAACAGCAACAACAGCAGCCCCCAACCCAACACCAUAACUACAAUUACAUUCAAGGCUACCCCUCGCAACCGGGAACACUAAACGGUUACGUGGGACAUUCACAGCCAGUCAUGCACAAUGCCUACCACAAUGCAGGGCCGGGGUUCAUGGAGCCACCUGUUCAUCACAUGGUCAACAUGGGACCACCCCAACACACACUCAGGGCAAACCACUAUGAAAAUGAGAUGUACCGAUAUGGCAUGGGCAGCCAUGGUCAAGCAAUGAUGAGACGAUAGCACCGAAAAGGUAAAAAGAAAAAACAAUGAGUUGAUGCAUUCAUUCAGUUCAACAAAAAGGCAAAUUAUUCAAUUCGGUCAGGGGGGAUGUGGAAACCAUAGAAAAAUUGCAACUUAAUGUAAGAUUCAUCAUAACAAACAAAAGGGCUUAUACCCCAAAAAGCAACAACCUAACAUACAGUUGAAUGGAUUUUGUACUAUGUUAUAUUUUGACAGUGUUUGGCAAUAUUAGUGUUGAUAAUUGUGUCUUUGUUAAAGGAAGACAAAAACUUUGAUUGAUGUAAGGUAAAGCCAGGGUUUCCCUCUGUGUAAUAUAGUCUGUUCUCCGUAUGUCUUUUCUGUCUGUCGACCAAAAAAAUUGAUACAGAAUAAAUGAUAAACUUGAUAGUUAUCGUACUUGAGUGGCGGAAGUUCAUCCCCUGAUAUUUUAGUGUCAGCAAAUGAGGAUUUAAAGUUGUUGGUUACAGGGUUGAUAAGACAAAAAAAAUGGUCGUGGGUUUCUUCAUAAAAAUCCAAGUGAUACAAAGGCAAUUAGGAAUGGGGAUCUGUAGUGUUUUGUUGUGGGUUCCUGAGGCGAAGCAAGUAGGCUUGUUUGUGUUUCCAAGAUGGCAUAGCACAUGUUCCUGUGACCCAUGUCAAAGGUCAGCUACUGGCUACCUUAUUUCACUUUUUAUGAAGAGGUCAUUUUCCACGCAGAACAAGUUUCCAGUGCCCUGGUGUUGUACCAACAACCAAAGUUGAUAUUCAUUUUUGAAGGACUUUCUUCUGCUGCACAGAGGCAAGUUCAAACUAAUCUCAUGAAAACUGCUCGUCCUGCUGAAAGAUAUGAAUUAACACAAACAAGGUUUGGCCCAACUUGAAUUUCUUAAAAGGAGUUAAAUGCAAACACUGCUAUUUACCUUUGAUAAAUAUCACUUUAUUUCUUGGCCAUCAUUGAAAUGUCUCUUUGUACGUGAGUGGGUGCGUCAAGAACAGCUGUGAUACAUCACUGCAGUUUUCUCAAAGAAUUCAUGUGUUUGGAAUUAAUCUUGUAUUAUAAUAGACGUUAAAAGAUAUAUAUAAUAUAUAUAAUAAUAACUAUAUAUUUAUUGUACAAAAAUUGUGUUAAUUUCAAUUUUUGAGGUAGGAAGAAAUUUUGUGUACUCUACUUUCUACAGCAACGUUGAUCAGGACUUUUUGUGUACGUCAGUUUAUGGUUAAAUAUUAAGGCGUGUACAUAAUGCUUUAUUUUGUGGCUAGAUACAUAGUCUGUAUAUUAAAGAGACAACUUCAGGUGUAUUUUCUCAGAGAGAUACGGUAGUCAAACUUUCCUUCCGGAGACAAAUGUAUUUAUUACUUUGCAGCUCUUUUAAAGAGAACCAAAAAAAAAUUCAACUAGUCUGAGGACUUAAGUGGUAUUCAAGAUGAUAUUUUGCAUUUAGAUUGGAUUGAUUGAUUCCUUUUUACAUGGUUGAUUAAGAUUAUAGUUGAAUUUUGAAGCUAUGUGUGCUUUGAUUUCUUUCCUAGGCCAAGAAACCAGUUGUCCAAUGGCACAAUAAUUGGGUGGCUCAUUGCAUGUACAUAUUUACAUAAUUAUUAUCUAUUAAAAUCUGUGCAUUGUAUAAAUAGUUGCAAGAGGUCACAUGAUGAAUACCACUUAACCUGUUGCAUCGGUUUCUUGGAAAAGUACAUUUGAAAUAUAGAUCACCGAGGCCUUAGUACAUGACAAGGAUUGUCAUAGCUACCAGUAGAAUCCUGAAGUCAGAAAUCUGGAAAAAAGUGUUGUUAAAGUGAUUAUUUUUGGGAAUCUGAUAUUUUGAAAUCCAAGUCUUGUUUUGAUUGUUUUAGAAGAGUCCACAAAAUUUCUCCAGUGAAUUGCAUGCUUGUGUACGUUUGAUCUAGUUUGUGGUUACACUUGUUUGAUUUCUGUUGAUUUGUGAGUUUUUUACCUUGUACUAUUGAGGAUCGUCUUGUUUAGGGCAGUCAGGUGUUUGGAUGUUGUUGUGACCGGUCCCCUCUUCUCCACAUCUAUGAAUAGCCAUCAUACAAACUUUGUGUAGUUGACUGGGAUUUGGAUUAUACUUGGUGAUGUUUCAGUAUCACUAGCUUAAUAUUGAUCAAAACACUUCCUUGAAAGAAACGGUAAGGGAAAUUUUAAAAAAAAAGCUUUCAACAAAAGGAAGGACAACAUCAAAGAAAAACAGUUUAUAGUUAUUGGUCUUAAAAUGCUUGGAGCAGCCAACAUCUUUGGGUUUAACUGGGUUAAAGGGAUGCCAAGAAUUCAGAAAGAAUGGAUAGAAAAGAACACAGAUUGAGCAUCUGAAAACAUGAAAUCCUGGACAAGUUUCAAGGUAAACAAAGCUGAAAUAAUACACUGUAGUGAUGUAUGAUGAAUUCCAGUCAAGCACACUGGCUCCAAUGUAAAUGGCUAUUGUAUAUGCUUUAGAACUUAGAACUAAGCCUUCAAGCACGAUAUUUUCUUUCGUACCACUUGCCACCCAAUUUAAAUUAAAAGCAUUUAAAAGAGUUGGUUUUUCCCUUUGCACAAUUGACCCAUUGCUUCAUUUUUAGUGAUUAGUAAGAUGUACAUGUAUUUGUUUUUGAACUUUUUGAUUUGUUGAUUAUAAUUAGUCAAAUCACGUUUUUAGUUAAACCUUACGUCCACUGGCUUGUGCAUUUUAAAAUCCAACCCCGCCAAGGCUUGUUAAUUUAGAUUUCAAUUAGUCAUUUGAUUUUCAAGUAUCACUUGCUUUGCUUUGUGAGUUACUCGAUAAGUCUUUUACACGCUCAAAUUUGUUUGUUACAUUAUGUCAUCAAGUUAUACACAUAGAUGACAUGAUGAUGUGAGAUGUCCCCCCCCCCAAGAGAAACCUCCUACCGCCAUGGUUUGAAUGAAAAUGUACUGAGAGAUUUAUCUCACUUUUUAUAAUGUGGUGAUUUUUUUAAGUUAUUGAAAGUAAGUUUUAGUGUUCUCCAAUUGGUUUUAGUAAUAUGGUUAUUAUAUGGGGUUGUUUGAGAGUUUCAGUUUGUAUAAUGUACUACACUUGAUGUUCAUAAUUCUUUGCACUCCCCUCCUCCCAUCAGACACACGUAGGUUCCCUUGUGUUUGUAAAUGCCUGUACUUACUGCGUGGCUUUAAUUGGGCACUUUUUGUUUCGUCUCACACUUAUUUCCUGUAUAUAUGAUGAAUUAAAUUAAACUUUGAGACUACAUGAA